Messenger RNA from Micropterus salmoides (largemouth bass), 1353 nucleotides. RefSeq names its product gastrin-releasing peptide receptor (gene grpr). Gene Ontology annotation, cellular component: membrane. The transcript is spliced from 4 exons. The coding region runs from base 298 to 1353 and encodes 351 amino acids. Gene Ontology annotation, biological process: G protein-coupled receptor signaling pathway. The record is from RefSeq and is a predicted model, not a curated record. Gene Ontology annotation, molecular function: G protein-coupled peptide receptor activity. NCBI's taxonomy places the organism in Eukaryota, Metazoa, Chordata, Actinopteri, Centrarchiformes, Centrarchidae.
AUUGAUUGUUCUUUAAUGGUGCAUGUUGUGCACUAUUACGCGCGCUGGGACCCCCACGCUCAAAACAGGGAGGAGGACAUGCACACAACUCCAAGUUGGACACAAAAUUGUAACCGUGGUCGUUUUGCUUUCUCUCUAAACCCCCAAAGGACCUGAGCGUAUUUCUCAGAGUUUUAACUUGUAUUAAAAAGUAUAACACUUUAGUAGUCAGUUGGAUUAACGGUGGGAGAGAUGGAGCAUCUGUACCCAAACGACGCGUAGCUCAACGUCACUGCUCUCCAAAGCUCGGCACGGACGAUGUGGUUCACCGGCGUGGCCAUCGCUUCAGUUUAUGGCGUAAUCAGUGUGUUGGGGCUAAUCGGCAACAUCACGCUCAUCAAGACGUUUUCUUCUGCCAAAUCCCUCCGCAAUGUGCCGAAUCUCUUCAUGUCGAGUCUUGCGCUGGGGGACGUUUUACUGCUGGUGACCUGCGCUCCGGUGGAUGCGAGCCGCUACCUGUCAGAGGAGUGGCUGUUCGGGAGAGUGGGCUGUAAAGUCAUCCCCUUCAUUCAGCUCACCUCGGUUGGGGUGUCUGUGUUCACUCUCACUGCCCUCUCUGCUGACAGGUACAGGGCCAUUGUGAAGCCCCUGGACAUCCAAACAUCAAGCACCACUACCAGCAUUGUCCUCCGGGCGGCGCUCAUCUGGUUCUUCUCCCUGGUCCUGGCCAUCCCCGAGGCCAUCUUCUCUGACCUCCACACCUUCCACAUCACCUCCACUAAUGAGAGCUUCGUCACCUGCGCCCCUUAUCCCCAUUCUGGGGAAUUACACCCUAAAAUCCACUCCAUGGCUUCCUUCCUCAUUUUCUACGUCAUUCCCCUGCUGGUCAUAUCUGUGUACUACACCUUCAUCGCCCUGAACCUGAUGAGGAGCGCCUCAAACCUUCCUGUGGAGGGGAAUGUGCAUGCAAGACAACAGGUUGAAUCAAGAAAGCGCUUGGCCAAGACAGUGUUGGUAUUUGUUGGGCUCUUUGCAGUAUGCUGGCUUCCCAGUCACGUCAUCUACUUAUAUCGCUCCUAUCACUACUCCCAGGUGGACACUUCCCUGGUACACUUUGUGUGCAGUGUUGUAGCUCGUAUCCUGGCCUUCACCAACUCCUGCCUCAACCCCUUUGCCCUUUAUCUGCUGAGCAAGACCUUCCAGAAGCAGUUUAACCAGCAGCUGUGUUGUUGUUGUCGUAAGAUCCUUAAACACUCCUCGCAGAGCCUGACACAUUAUAAUACCCGUGUGACCUCCGUCCGCAGUACACAUCACUCCAUAGCCAGUCUAAGCAUGAUGAAUGGCAGACGGGUCCAUCAAGAGGAUUGUGUGUAA